AUGCCGCGUCCGCGCCGCGCGGUGCAGCUGGCGCCCGGCUCGCUGGCCCUGGUGCUGCGCCGGCGGCGGGAGGCGGCCGAGGAGCCGAGCGGCGCGGCGCUGUUCCGGGCCUUUCGCCGGGCCAACGCCAGGUGCCACUGGGACGCCGGGCUGGCGCGCGCCGUGUCCCGCGUCUCGCUGCAGGGCUGGCUGCGGGGCGGCGUGCUGCUCCUGCAGGGCCCCGCCGCCCCUCUGCAGCUGCUGCGGGACGCCUGGCUCCGCAGGGCGCUGCGCCCGCCCCAGGGGUUCCUCAUCCGGGCAGUGGGUGAUGUAUCUCCAAUUCACAUGAAUCCUAUUUCUCAAUCCCAGUUUGUACCUUUGGCAGAAAUUCUUUGCUGUGCUAUAUCUGAUAUGAAUGCAGCUCAUGUUGUUGUUACCCAGGAAACGUUAAUGGAUCAGUUGGUGAAACAUUAUCCAGGUAUAGCAACUCCCUCACAAGAAAUUCUAUAUAGUGUGCUUGGAACUUUAAUUAGAGAAAGGAAGAUAUAUCACACUGGAGAAGGCUACUUCAUAGUGACCCCUCACACCUACUUUAUCACAGAUAAUGUCAUGAAAGACAAUAAGAAGUUCCUCUUAGAGGAUAAUUGCCCUCUACUGCCGUCCACCUCUUAUCUUGUAAACAUGGAGAGCUCUGCAGAUCUAACAAAAGAAAAUGUUCCUCUGGUGUCUCAUUGCAGAUCCUGUCAUUGUUUCCCUGCUCAGGCUAUAUUCAGUGAACAAAGACAUCAGCAAUUAAUUAACCAUGAACCUAAUGGAAUUUGUCAGAAAGGCUCUGGUGAGUUGAAGCCCUCAGUUCAGAAUCAGCCUCUCUCUAAAUCAGUUGAGACUCAGUCAUGUGACAUAACCAAGUCCUUAACUUCAAUGAAAGAAAAAGAAAAAUGUAAAAAGUUUGGGCUUAGCCUUUUCUGGCGUAGCACAUCUAAAAAAGAAAAACCUAAAAAAAAGUAUUCUUCUUUUUCUGCCCAAUUUCCUCCUGAAGAAUGGCCAGUCAGGGAUGAAGAUCAUUUAGAUAACAUUCCACGUGACAUUGAACAUGAAAUCAUCAAGCGUAUUAACCCUGUGCUAACAGUAGAUAACUUAGUUAAACACACAGUACUAAUGAAGAAAUUUGAGGAACAGAAAAAAUAUAUUAGUAAAGGCACCUCAACCGAAAUGUUGACAGUUAAGCAAAAGCACAUUUCAAAAGGGUGUGUUCUUAAAAAGCAAAGUAAAAGGGCAGAGCAUCACAGGAAAGUUCAAUCCAACAAAGAAAAGCAAAUAAGAAAAACCCAGAGAAAAUCUCAAGUUAAUGAGGUAAUGUCAGAAAAUGACAAACAGGAAAAAUUUGCAGAGCGUGUAUCACAUAUUACAAAUGAAGUCAUAGCUCAUGAACAGCUAUAUGAGGAUGCAACAGGUGUUAAAUCCCAUUUUAUAUAUAAAAAGCAAAUUAAGAAUCCUUUUCAAGGUCUACCAUGUAGAGAUAAACUUUCUACAAAAGGGCAUAAAGGUCAGAAAAACAGUCAAUUUAAGUCCAGGAUUCAAAAGCAAGAAUGGAAUUUUCAAAGGUCAAGGUCUUUGGAUUCCUCAGGAACCUUUGACCAUGAAGCCAUACAAUCAAAUGCUGAAAAAUGCAGUGACAAAGCCAAGCAAAACAAAUCAUCCCACGCUGAUAGGUUGGCGGGAAGAAUUGUUAAAGGCCAUUUCAGUGAAUUCUCUAAUUAUCCACAAUGCAGUACUGUACAAAUAGAUGAUAUAUGUCAUUAUUCCAGAGAGAGUAGCCUUUCUGACUAUAUCUAUAGAGGGGCAAACAACGUUAUUGGAGAUGUUCCAAAAACUUGUUUCUCUUACGCUGAAGAUAUGUUUGAGUUUAAGGAAGAAAUAAAGUAUCCACUGAGUUCAAAAGAUACCCAUCAGUGUGACAAACCUGCCAUAAUAUGUGAGCUACUAGAUCAAACAUCAAAUCAGUUUCAGAAUUUCAGUCUUUCUAAUGAUCCUGCUGACGCUAACCGGUUUCAACAGUCUGAAAAUGGUGCAACUCAAAGACUAAGUAUUGACAAAAAGAACGAACUAAUGUUUAACAAUACUACUAACUGGCCUGAGUCUGUUAACCCAGAAAAAAAAGGAUUUACUGAUGAUCAGACUUUGUAUCAAAAAGUAGAUGAUGAUGAUGAUGAUGAUGCUUGCAGCUUAUUAUAUCCUGAGGAGGAUGAUUACCCUAAAUCGUAUGAGCAGCAACUCAGCCACACCAUUUCAGAAACAGGAGAAUGGAGUAAGGGAAUACAACAAAUAGGAACUGAACUCUCUCUCAGAAACUGGGGUCUUAGUAUUCAUCCAGCUGAGUGCAAUACUGAUGUAAAUCAAUUAGAUUCUUGUGGGCAUGAAGAAAAUGAAAGUCAUAGUCAUAGUGGGUCAAUGGAUAGCUCACAAGAGUGCCAGAAAAUGCAUCUUGCAAGAGAAAAUUGUUUCUAUGAGCGGCUAUCUCAGUUUGCUUACACUCAUCAUGAAGAGGAAGUUGACCUUGCUGAACAUGUUCAGGCUUCAGAUAUUGGUGUCAAUAUACUUGAUUUCUGCAAAACAAACAAGGGUGAUUCAGAUGCUGAAACUUUGCCAAACACUCCCAAUGAAAUGAGAGAGAAAUUAGCAUGCUGGACACUGGGACUGCAGACCAUGGAAAUGAGAAAAAAAAAUGGAAAAAAGCAGCAGCUUUUUAGUAGUACACAUACUACGAUUUCAGGGACAAAUGUCCAAAAAGAAUUAAAUAAUGUAGAAGUAACAGAAAACCAGAGCAUUACAGGAGACAGCGGAAUUGAUUCUCCAAGAACACAAAGUCUUACAUCUAAUAAUUCAGCCAUUUUGGAUAGGUUGAAAAGAAGACGAAGUUUCCUGCAGAACUUUGAAGGCAUAAAUAACAGUGCAAGGAGUGGAAGGAUGCUUACAGAAAAUACAUUGCUGCAGUUAACUCCAGUCAUGAAUGUUUAAGUUUUUUCUCUUACAGAGCUUUGUGAAUUCUUUCUUUUGUAUAAUAGCAUUAAUGUAAAUUUUUUAAACAAUCAGAUAUGUAAAGAUGCAUCUAAAUCCAUGUCUAUACUUUCAACUUGUUUGAACUAGGGCUGUCAAGUGAUUACAAAAAUCAUGAUUAAUUGCACGAUCGUGGUGUUAAUAACAGAAUACCAUUUAUUUAAAUAUUUUUGGAUGUUUUCUACAUUUUCAAAUAUAUUGAUUUCAGUUACAACACAGAAUACAGUGUGCUGUGCUCACUUUAUUUUUAUUACAAAUAUUUGCACUGUAAAAAAACAAAAUAAAUAGUAUUUUUCAGUUCACCUCAUACAAGUACUGUAGUGCAAUCUCUUGUGAAAGCGUAACUUACAAAUGUAGAUUUUUGUUUGUUUCAUAACUGCACUCCAAAACAGUGUAAAACUUGAGCCUAUAAAUCCACUCAGUCCUACUUCUUGUUCAGUCAAUCGCUAAAACAAACAAGUUUGUUUACAUUUAAGGGAGAUAAUGCUGCCUGUUUCUUGUUUACAAUGUCACCUGAAAGUGAGAACAGGCAUUGGCAGUGCACUUUUGUAGCCAGCAUUCCAAGGUAUUUACAUGUCAGAUACGCUAAACAUUCGUAUGCCCCUUCGUGCGUCAGCCACCAUUCCAGAGGACAUGCAUCCAUGCUGAUGAUCAUUUUUACAGUGCAAAUAUCUGUAAUAAUUAUAUAAAGUGAGCACUGCACACUUUGUAUUGUGUAUUGUAAUAUAAAUCAAUAUAUUUGAAAAACAUCCAAAAAUAUUUAAUAAAUUUCAAUUGGUAUUCUAUUGUUUAACAGUGUGAUUAAUCGUUGAAUUAAUCACGAGUUAACUGCAAUUAAUCAACAGCCCUAGUUUGAACAUUUCACUUUAGAUUCUUGACUUUUAAUUAACAUUUUAAUAAUAGAGUUACUUUUGUUAUAGCUAUGUGAUCAUGUCUGUAAUAAAAAUAUGUAAAGCAAAACUAUGGACUAAGACUGUACUUCAUUCAGGUCAAAUUACUAGCCUGACAUGAUUGUAGGUGGAGCUCCAAUAGGAACCGUACAACUACAAUAAGUUGAUACAAGUUGCACUUCCUAAAGGUACUUCCUGUGUGCACCACUGGGGCAACAGAACCCACUAGAUACCAGCAUACACAAAAUAAAUAAGCAGCAAAAAAGACUUAAUGUCCUGCCUCACCCUGAAAAAGCCACUUGAGACUGAAAACUUGCUAUCGCUAGAUGAGAACUAACACUAAUACUCUGCUGACUAAAGCCAGUGGACCUACUUGUAUAAGGCGCACAGGAGUUAGCGUUUCUAAAUACAAGUACAGUAACUCCUCACUUAAUGUUGUAGUUAUGUUCCUGAAAAAUGCAACUUUAAGGGAAACAAUGUUAACGAAUCCAAUUGUCCCAUAAGAUUUAAUGUAAAUGCGGGGGAGUUAGGUUCCAGGGAUAUUUUUGGGAGGCAGACAAAAGGCAUUGUAGUAAGACGAGGCCCUGAAACAUAACCUCUUGUGUCAGAGGCCCGGUCUGAAGCCUGAACCAAAGUACUUCCAAGCAUUGCUAAGCAAAGCUGGGCUGUGAGCCAGAGGCAGGCCCCACUCACAGAAGUUGGCAAGAAGAGGGUUGCUAGAAGCAGAUGCAUCCACACAUAAGUGCUAAUAAGAGGAGCUUGUGCCAAGAUAGCAUCAGAACACUCCACAGAGAUAACGAGGAACAGGCAGGUGCAUAUUAAAGACAGAAUUAAAAGGACAACAUGAUGGAUAGAUUUGUUUGAAACAACACGAUCAAAGAGGGAGACAGCCCCCAAUAAGUCAAGGGGCUGUACCUCAAUACGUCAAUAGGGAUGAGUAAUCUGACCUGUAACUGUAUAAAAGUAGGUCCCAGAGUGCACAUCUUUGUCUGGCCUAGGGACUUUCCACUGCCUCCGCCACUGACUGAACCGGUCCAUUGCCAGGGGGCACAAACUCGUAGUAUGACUUGUAGAGUCUACUGGAAACUAUUACUGUGCUUCAUUUGACAAUAAACCUGGAUCAGGUUCCUUUGUACCUUACUGGAGUCUGUGGUCUUUGGAGGUUCUCUCGGCUGUGUCAGCUAUCUGCGCAGAGCUGGGGCAGCACACAGAGGGAACACGCACGCAGCUACUUGUUAUCAUCGAACAAGAGCGGAGCACCACACAGGUAGUUACUGACAACAGGCAUUAUACUGUAUAGUACUGUACAGUACUGUGGUUGGGAAGUGCCCCUGGCUUAUCCCACACAGGCACAGCCUGCUGCAGGCAAAGACGCUAGGAAGCACCUUUGCAGCGGCAGCAGCUUCCCUGGAGAACAGGCUUGGAUUUUGCUGGGAAUGCUCCAGGUCUGCCUCUUUCUGUCCCUGCUCCACUCCAGGCCCGCUUCUUCCCACCCCCACUCCACCUCCUCUCCAGAGCAACCACAUCCCUUCCCCCCAGCUGUUUGGCGGUGCUUAGGACUUUCUAGGAGGAAGGGGGAGGAGCAGAGAUGCAGGGCUUCCCUGCUCCUCCCUCUCUCUCCAAGCACUUCGUGAAGGGGCAGGAGCGGGGAAGCCCUGCGUCUCCACUCCUCCCUCUCCCUCCCAGAAAGUCCUAAGUGUCACCAAACAGCUGUUUCGUGGUGGGGAAAGCGCAGGGAGGGAGGGGAAGGAGGCAGAGAAGCGGAGCAUGUGCAAUGCUCCCUUGUAAAGUCGCUGCUCUUCCAUCAAAUCUUACAAGCAGGCAGCCAAAUCACAUAAUAAGGGAACAUUGCACAACUUUAAACAAACAUGUUCCCUAAUUGAGCUGGGAUGUAACACUGAAACAGCGUUAAGUGGGACAACUUUAAAUGAGGAGUUACUGUAAAGACAAUCUUUUACUGAUAUAGGAUGCACGGGAGAAUAUAGACUAUACUAGUGCUACUAACUAAAAAGUUUCACUUAGGUCACACCUUACUGAAUGUUAAAUGAGACUCUCUGAAAGAGGACCUUUUCCACUCUAAGUGCAGAAUGGUAGUGACUUAAUCUCCUAAUUCUAAGGUGGCUAAAAAUCAAUUACUUUUUAAAAAAUUGGAUUUUUAAAUUUAAAUUAAAUACAGAUUUAUGUAAAAUAAACCUAUUAAAAUUAAAUUUGAAACUGACAACCUAUAUUAAGGCUUAACUUACUACAAUUUAUUAAUAUAUUCUGAAUUUAUAUAAAAAAAAAAUUCAAGCAGUACAUAUUUGCUGCCAAAGUUUUAAAAGAAGUCAGACCACUGAUCUGAUGGAAGUCACUGUCCAAGCAGCUAGAACCAUAGUCUAAAGUACUAAACCAGUUUUUGACAGCAGUAGCCUCUUCUGCAGGUUUAUUCAGCUAGGUCAGUUCAAUUACUAGUUUUAUUCAAAGUUGAGAAAUGGAUUCAGAGUUGUAAAAGCAAGAAAGUUUGUUUGUUCUUCCACUGUGUAUAAAAGUGAGGCGAGAGGAUGAGAGAGACUAGUUAUUAAAAACUUGGAUUUGGUGACAAGAAACAAUCAGUUCAGUAUACU
Molecule: messenger RNA, 6529 nt
Organism: Gopherus flavomarginatus (Mexican gopher tortoise)
Lineage: Eukaryota; Metazoa; Chordata; Testudines; Testudinidae
Gene: STOX1
Product: storkhead box 1
Exons: 4
Coding region: 1-2997 (998 amino acids)
Biological process (GO): positive regulation of transcription by RNA polymerase II
Cellular component (GO): cytoplasm; nucleus
Molecular function (GO): DNA-binding transcription activator activity, RNA polymerase II-specific; RNA polymerase II transcription regulatory region sequence-specific DNA binding
Source: RefSeq, a predicted model, not a curated record